Molecule: messenger RNA, 4054 nt
Organism: Crotalus tigris (Tiger rattlesnake)
Lineage: Eukaryota; Metazoa; Chordata; Lepidosauria; Squamata; Viperidae
Gene: HS6ST2
Product: heparan sulfate 6-O-sulfotransferase 2
Exons: 2
Coding region: 83-1330 (415 amino acids)
Cellular component (GO): membrane
Molecular function (GO): heparan sulfate 6-sulfotransferase activity
Source: RefSeq, a predicted model, not a curated record
CGGGGGCGACGGCGGGGCUGCGGGGCCGGGGCGGCCUGGGGCGGUGACCGGGCCGGCCGGCGGCGAUGCGCCCGCCCUGGCCAUGGAGGAGCGCUGGCACCGCGGGCUGGCGGCGCUGCUGCUGCUGCUGCUCUUCGGCGGGCUGGUGCUGCAGUACGUGUGCCCGGGCAGCCAGUGCCGGCUGCGGCAGCCCCCGCCCGUCCCCGGGGCCGCCUCUCUCCGGGCGGGGGGCGGCGGGGCGGCGGCGGCGGGGGGAGACCCGUACCGGGCGGAGGACGAGAGCCCGGCGCGCUUCGUGCCGCGCCUGAACUUCUCGGCGGCCGAGCUGCUGCGCCGCGUGGACUUCCGCAUCGCGGGCGACGACCUGAUCGUCUUCCUGCACAUCCAGAAGACGGGCGGCACCACCUUCGGCCGGCACCUGGUGCGCAACAUCCAGCUGGAGCAGCCCUGCGAGUGCCGCGCCGGGCAGAAGAAGUGCACCUGCCUGCGGCCCGGCAAGCGCGAGACCUGGCUCUUCUCGCGCUUCUCCACCGGCUGGAGCUGCGGGCUGCACGCCGACUGGACCGAGCUGACCAACUGCGUGCCGGCCGUGGUGGACAGCAAGCGGGAGGCGCGGCUCCGGCCCAGCCGGAAUUACUACUACAUCACCAUCCUGAGGGACCCAGUUUCCCGCUAUCUGAGCGAAUGGAGGCAUGUCCAAAGAGGAGCCACCUGGAAGGCCUCGUUGCACGUCUGCGAUGGACGCUCACCCACGUCCGAGGAACUUCCUAGCUGCUACUCGGGGGACGACUGGUCUGGCUGUUCCCUGCAAGAGUUCAUGGACUGUCCCUACAACCUGGCCAACAAUCGCCAAGUCCGCAUGCUGGCAGACCUGAGCCUGGUGGGCUGUUACAAUCUGUCCGUCAUGCCGGAAGAACAACGGAACCAGGUCCUCCUGGACAGCGCCAAGGAGAACCUCAAGCGCAUGGCCUUCUUUGGCCUGACGGAGUUCCAGCGGAAGACCCAGUACCUCUUUGAGAAGACCUUCAACAUGAACUUCAUCUCGCCCUUCACCCAGUACAACAGCACAAGGGCUUCCAGCGUCGACAUUGAUGAGGCCACCCAGCAGCAGAUCGAGGCCCUCAAUUUUUUAGACAUGGACCUCUACGAUUAUGCAAAAGACCUUUUCCUCCAGCGGUACCAGUUCACGAGACAGAAGGAGCACCAGGAAGCCCGCCGGAAGCGGCAGGAGCAGCGGAAGAACUCGCGGGCCAAGCAGGGCCACAGUAGAGAGCAGGACGGCCGAAACGCAACCACGGAUUACAUUGGAAAUGUGGAACAGUGGCGAUAAUCAGGGCCCAGAGAGGAUGGGCAGAGUCAGGCACUUCUCUGGGAGAGGUGGGGGGAGGGGUGGAUGCGGGCAGCCUUUGGCAUUCAGUGUUGUGCUGUAGGUGGGUGGACCUUUGAAUCUCUGUGUUGUCUCGGAUCUGUCAAGAAAGAAAGGAAGAAAGUCUGGACUGUUGGGUGACCUGGCAGGCCAUCAUUCUCACUCGCCAGGGAUUGCCAAGUAGAAAUGACGAAGGCUGCACUACAAGGACUCUGGGGGGGGGGAGAAGGUGGAGGGAUUCCUGAGAUGGGGAGCCAUUUCCAGAUUUUAUAAGGUGGGCCUGAGAUUCUGGUUGUUUUUUAUAUUCCACCCAGCUCCCGGAGAGGAGAAAAAGCCCGGGCAGGGAGUAUUGGGCCAUCGGGUAGCUGCAGAUCCAUUCAUUUAUUGCUUUCAGCCUUGCGUCUUCAAUUGGAGAAGCCAACCAUUGCAUUUAAUGCUCUUCAUUGCAAAAAUGCCUUUUGGCCAUAGCCUAGGUGCUCUCUAUUUCUUCCUGCCUUGGCGGGGUCUUUGCUGAGGGGGUGGGGCUUCCCUUAAGCUCCACUCCUGACAUCCGGCCAACCCAGGUAGGAUAAGGGGCUGCCGCCUCUGGCCACUAAAAGCGUGACCAGUGGUGGCCAAAGUGAGUCCAAAGACAGGAUUGCCUGUCCAGGUCAGCAUUGCCACUCACUGCUACGUCACGUCAAGUCUCCUUCUGCCUCUAAGGUCUAUUACCCUAUUGGGGAGGGUGUCAAAAUCCUCACUUCCCCAAUGGUGGAAGUUCAAGACCUAAUUGUCACCCUUCCCCUCCCACCGAAGUGAUUUUCAAAACUCCAAAAAGAACAUUCAGAUCCUUUUUAAGGAGUUUGGCGCUGGCUGCAUCAACAUAUUUUGAAAGGCUGCAAACGGCCGCAGAAAAAACAAAGAUCAGCUGGUUUGAGGCGUAAAAGGGGAAAAGCUUGAGAGAAGAAGCUGUUGAUGAGUGUCUGGUGUAAAUUGGCUUUUAGCAAAGAGGAGAAGAUUUUGCCUAUAAAUAUUUAAUCACUUUUUAAAAAAGAAAAAUCUGACUGCUGCUGCUGCUGAUGGAUCGCAAGCUUGUUUUAUUUCGGGGUAGAAAGUGAGAGAGAAAGAUUGACAUCAUACAACGCAACCGCGGGCUUUUCUGAGGCGGCUGAGUUUUAAUGCAUUUUAAAAGUAUACGGGAACAUUUUAACAUUUUUGGAAAGAGAGAUGGCCUUCCAUGCCCUCUGUCCACUUUAAUAAUAAUUCUUGCAAUGUGUGUAUUCUUUUAGAAAGGGGGGGGGGGUGAAGCUUUUAUCCUGGAAAAAUUCUCCUUUUUUUUUUUUAAUUAUUAUGGUAGAUGCUGUUUCCCAAUAGAAGCAGCGUUCAUCAGAGGGGGCAACUCCAACAUUUGUUUUGCUUUUCGGACACUUUUUAUGACCCAGCAUGACAUUUGAGCAUUUGCGGGGAUGGCUUCCAGUUAUCAUCAAAUUUGGGGGGGGGGGAUGAGAUAUCGCUUGUACUUGGAAGCAGCUCAACAAGGCAGAGCUUUGCAGUUACGAACCUGGCUUGCCAGGAGGAGGAGGACACCGAUAGAGAGGGGCUGUUUUCCUCAAGAUGCACUUACAAGGAGAACUGUGGUCUUGAGAAAAUGUCCUCUGCUUGUUCUGAUUUAGAUUGCAAAAUCUGGGGAGGGAAGGAAAGGAAAGGGGACAGUUGGGUCUUCUUGCUGCCAGGGCAGGGUCCUGCGUGAGGCAUAUUACAGGGUCUUGUAACUUGUGGACUUCAACUCCCAGAAUUGCUCAGCCAGCCAUGCUAGCUGAGGAAGUCUGAGAGAUGAAGUCCACCAACUGUAAAGUUGCCAAGGUAGGAGACCCCUGUGCUGUGGGAAUCAUUUGCCAAGUAAGGUAGUUGGCUAUAUCUUGGUUGUAUGGAGACACAAUCCUGCAUUUGUGCACCCAACAUCCAAUGAGUAUGGGGUGCAAGAAACUGCACGCCACGUACAUCUGUCAACAAGGGAGAGACAGACACCUGUGUGUGGUGUCCAAUGGCACACAGCACUUUUUUGAGUGAAGGAAUCCAGUUUUUCUGGUUACGUCAGUACAGUGAUGGCUGUCUUGAUGUAAAGGUAGGAAGACGGAACUCCUGGAAAACCAACUAAGCUGAUAAACCCAGGAAGGUGUCAGCAGAGCCUUUGGGUACAUAGAGGCAAAGCUGUUCUUAAAUAUCAUAAAAGAUUCUAAAGUGUCCAGCUGUGUCAUUUCCAGUGGUCUAAAAGGAGUGGUCAUCUUGAAUAAUGGUCGUGGUCCCUUUCUGAGAAAUGGCCUUUCCUGUCUGUUGUGUGUCAUGUCUGCUUGGUAUUUGCAACAACGGAAACCAGCACACAAUUCCCAAGGCAGGAAUCCUAAAUCUACACCAGGGGCGUCCAACCUAGGCAACCAUGAGACUUUUGGACUUCAACUACCAGGAUUCCCCAGCCAGCAUGGAUGGCUGGGGAAUUCUGGGAGUCGAAGUUCACAGGUCUUAAAGUUGCCAAGGUUGGACAUGCUUAGCCUUCAGCAUUGGCUCUCCAUUGGCAGGUGGGGGUCUAGAAUAUGGGCAGUAGCUGCAGGGUUCCAGAUGUUUUGGAAGGGGUCUGGCAUCAAUUGAGGCCUUCUGUUCCUUGGUCCCUUCAAGAGAAGCUCCUGUUUGGUGGUUUCCCUCCCCCCCCCC